Molecule: messenger RNA, 2585 nt
Organism: Thrips palmi
Lineage: Eukaryota; Metazoa; Arthropoda; Insecta; Thysanoptera; Thripidae
Exons: 7
Coding region: 265-1689 (474 amino acids)
Molecular function (GO): protein binding
Source: RefSeq, a predicted model, not a curated record
CCUCCUUCCUCUAACCUUUGCUGUGUUUGCCUGCCUGUGUUUGUGGAAGGUCUGACCGAAACCAGUCUGCGCUUUUCUUUACCUGCGAAACGCUCGUUUCACUUCAAAAAUUUAAGUAGUAUGAUGUUGAACGGUACAUUCUGUUCAAAAACAUCUACAAUCAUUUUGGUGACAAGGUAAAACAGAGGGAGAAUUUUACCAAACAUCAUUCUCCCUAUGCUCAACAACAGGCUGUUCCCGCAACUCGAGUAAUCCUGAAGCAAAAUGUGGAAGGCAUUUUCCCGUUCUGUGUGUGAUGUUGUGGAAAGACGGGUGGGCUUUACCGUCUUCCGUAGUGAUGUCUCGAACUCGAAUACAAGGUCUGGCCCUGCCAAAAGACGCAAGAUACCAUGUCAUGGGCCGAUUUCCAGCAUCAUCCCGCAACUGAAGACGUACUGUCCUCUCAAGCACCUUAAAGCAGCAAGGCAUGGAGCAACCAGUCAUGAGCACACUGGAGAAAGACAGCAGCGACACAAGACUCAUGCCAAGUGGCGUGAACCUCCUAUCACAUGCUUGGGGGCUAUGGCGAUGGGAUGGAGCACUGCAUUAGUACUAGGUUGGUACUUGAGCAAACCGCUUGGCCGACGUAUUUUUGGUGAUUCUUAUCUGAAAGAUAGGAGGCUCCAUUCUUCUCACUAUUUUCCACUUGGACGAAUAGUUCAUGCACAGUCUCCUAUCCAACCAUUGGGAAUACGUCCUACAUCUUACAGUUCUUCAUUUGAGGGAGAGGCAAGCCAUGCCACCAGUUUCAAUAGCAGCUUAACAUCGUCAUCAAGCACUGAUGAAGUGUUUUCUCCUCAAAGGGGUCCUUUUACUCCAGAAGAGGCCUUGGAUGAAGUGUCUCGAGUAUUUGAAGCAGCAAGCAGGGCUCUCUCUGGUGAUGUUGAAAACAAAUUGGGGAUGGUGUGCAUGGCCAAUGGACACCACACUGAGGCUAUGAAGCAUUUUCGUCGUGCCUCUCAUCAUGAACAUGCUGUUGCUGCUUAUAACCUGGGCCAAUGCUAUGAGCUUGGCUUGGGUACUGUCCGUAAUCUUAAAAAGGCUGCUAAAUGGUACAAGAUUGGGAGUGACCGCGGCCAUCCCACAGCCAUGUACAACCUUGCUGUGUUUUUAGCAAAUGGCUGGGGUGGUCUCUGCGAAGAUCACAACAGAGCACUGGAAUUGCUCAAUUUGGCCUCGAAUUUGGGGCUGAAGGAGGCUAAAGAUGCCUUAUGCUUGAUUGACAAGGAUGCCUAUGGUCCAAGUGACUCUCAGUUCGAGGCAGGUGUGCCCUCAGACGUGAAAGAUUCCACCAACGAAUUCCUCCAGUUGAUUGGAGCAACUUCAAGGAACUCCAAGACAAGGCCUAUUGUUAUAAAAUGCAAGCCAAAACAGACCUAUUUAAGUCAUCUAGAUUGGCUCGAUCUUUCUUCUUCAUCUUUGUCUCCAUCCAUCAUCAGCGAAGAUAUGUCUCAAUCAGAUGAGUCGUAUCUCUAUUCAGGCCUUUGUUUGGAGAGUGAUUGGUCUCAGUCUUCCAGCAACUCUCCUCACAUCCAUCAGGUCAAUGACAAUGUCUUGCACAAUAGAGAAUCCAAUUCAAUUGGUUCAGAGUCUUUGGAUGAAGCAGCUACUUGCAGGAAAUUCAGCAAACCAGUACGCAGUGUGCCAUAAUGAUAGGUAACUUAAGAAAAGAGGAGAACAAAUUGUCACAUUGUUAUGAGGAAAGAAACUUCUAGGAGCUUGAAUUGAUUGUCUUAAAGAAAUGUGCUGUGAAAUUAUUAACCUUUGUAGAAAAUAGAAAGUAUUGUACUUAAUUUUGUGUAGCUUAAUCAAGUGGAAAAAAACUUAUUGUGUGGGACUUGAGUGUUUCACUGCUUCCUUUAUUGUUAUAAUAAUAGUAAUAACAAAUUUAUAUGAAUUUUCCUAAGGUCCUUUUAUCAGUGCUAACUUUUGAAAAAAAGAUUUUUCAUGGAACUGAAAUUGAAACUUGCUGUUAAUCUUUAUUUGUGGGUUCAUACAUCUUUAUUAAAAUAUUAUGAUUUCUUCCUAUAGUUUUAGUAGAAUUGCUCAUUGAAAGACCUGUUUGGGGUAGGUAAGCUGCUGCUUAAGAAAGGAGCAUGGUCAUGGGAUGUAGUUCUAGGUUACCCUUUGUGGAUUGGUUGGCUGUUCAAUACUUUUUACCUCAUCUGAUAUGGUACAAAUUGGGUGUACCCUCCAGAAAGAGCACCAUUGUCCUUCAUUUCAAUUUCAUGAAGUCAUUUGAAUAAGUCAUUCUUUUUGCAUGGAAUUGUCUUUCUACUUUCUGAAGUUUUGUUCUUUGGCAAAGAUCUUGUGUCAUUCAUUUAAACCAUCAAAAACUAUUAGCAUUAAGAUUUGCUACUGUGAUCUUCAUUGAAGACGGAGCUUUUGGAGUGUCAUAACAACUUUAUCUGUUUUCAAUAAUUGUCUCUAGUUUAGUGGUAAUAUCAAGUCAUUUUUGCGCAUUGUGAUUUCUGUUGUUGUGGGGGUGAAACAAAAUUGUACUGAUUCGUUCAUUGCUAAAUAGAUCCCUUUAAUUUUACGCAUGA